Messenger RNA from Phalacrocorax carbo (great cormorant), 3409 nucleotides. NCBI's taxonomy places the organism in Eukaryota, Metazoa, Chordata, Aves, Suliformes, Phalacrocoracidae. The record is from RefSeq and is a predicted model, not a curated record.
GGCCCGAUGAGAGCGAAGGCUGUGCGGGCAAUCCUGCAGCAACAAUUGCUUUGCAGGUGCUCGGUCUCUCGCAGCCUCCAUCCCCGGGGAAGCAGCCGACACUUUUUCACGUUCACAAGUUAAGGAUGAUGCUAAUGAGCGUUGUAUUUUCCUGCCUGUCUAUAUUACCCAAACCUAGACCACAUAUAUGAAUUCACAGCACAGGGGCUCUUGUCCAACGGAGACACCGGGCUUGUGUAUUUACUAAGGAUAAAAUCUCAUUUCUGCAAUUCAUUGCUUGUCUGAAGGCUGGAAAUGUCACUGCCCAGCGGCUGCUUCUCUGCAGGGGAAUGCUGUUUAUGUGAAAAAGUGUUGCCUCCACCCCAAGUUACUGUGCUGCAAAAACAGUGCCUGUUUUUGUGGGGCUUCGCUACCCUUGCAGGACAGUUAGCUUUUAUUUAUUUGCUAGGCAUCCCUGCGCUGGCCUUCUUACCCUACACCUCCCUGUAUGUUGUCUUAGAAACCUUACACUGGAGAGACAGUCUUCUCCCAGCAAUGUAGAGAAUACAUACAUGCAGCGUUUACAUGAGCAUGACAGGUUAGCUGUGUGGUCCCAGAGCUAUUUUUGCAGCAUUUCUGGCUGUGUGUUGUUAAGAUAGCUCAGACCCUUUGGAGAAUUCCAAAUUUAUGCUGAUUUCUAUUUCAUUAGAUCUCCGUUGCUAAUCCUUUCAUGCAGACAACUCCUAUGCCCGAUUCCUGUAAUAGCAUUCCUGGAAUACAGUUCAGUUUCCUUGACCAGAUAGUUAAGUGUGAAUGAGGUGCUUCUGAAACUCACAGAGGAUUCCUGUUUACAUCCCUAACCACACCAACACGUCUUUAAGUCAGGUUUUCUGUCACUCAGACUCAAGUCUGGGACUGAAGCUAUUCAAAGUACCUUCAGAAUGACCAGAUCCAUGAACCAGCAUCUGGGCUGCAGAUAUCCAAGGGCAGAACAGAUGGCAACUGAUUUAGUCCAUUUUGUUACUAUCAUUUAUGAAGCGAGUUUUCAGGCAACUGAGGCUUAAUCAUGCCAAAAGGAUGGAUGCUCCCAGCUUGAGCUGAUGUCAAAGGUACUCAUUUCCAGUACUGAGCCACUACAAAAAAUCCCAAAUCUAUGGGGGUUCUUUGAGGGAAGGACUGAAACCCAAAAUACAAGGAAGAUUAUUGAGGAAGUCUUUAUUUAACACUUACUGGCUACUUUCUUCAUCUUCUCAGUAUCUCUGAAAACAUGAGGGUGAAGGCUAGGUGUGAAAAAAGUGACACCCAAACCACCAAAGCUGUGGCUGGGAUCUUCACUCCACACCAAACAUUGUCAGAGCUGGGCUGGUGAUGCUGCUAGGAUAAGAAUUUCAACAUCUUUCUUCCAGCUGCCUUACAAUACUUACUGCCCAUGGUGUUCCCCAUCACCCUCCAUAGGUGCAGCCAGUACCCCAAGCUCAUACCUCCAUUUGCCUUAUCUCAGUGGUCUAUGUGCUGAGCUAUCUUCCUCAUUCCUAUUUUCUCUAGGACUCCAAUUAUUUCUUCUGGCUUCACAGGGGACUCAAAUGGUCUUUUAUUUCACAGCAGGAUUUAAGGAGCCUUUCUUUAUGACAGUGUUUUUGUAGAGGCAAUGAAUCAAAGGAUUAGUAGAGUCUUGACCUAUAAAAAAAAGUCUAGAGAGAUCAGUCUGAGACCCACCCCUACAAAAUGACUCUGCAGAUUCUCAUAUAAUGCCUGCCCCCAUCAUAGUGCCCUAAAGGUUAUCUUCAAGGAUUUUUGCAUCCAGGCCAUGUUAGUUGGUAUUCACAGUCUUCUGACUCACCCUUGACACAUACACUGAAGCAAAUUAAAGGAUUUCUGACUAACUGGGAGAGGACAUCUAACCUGUAUGCGGCACUAAAAUACGAAAACAAUAAAAAGGUGCCCAAGGUCAGUCUUGGUACCACAGUUAUGGUGGGGAUACAUAAUUAGAACAAAAUGUUCUGUGUACUUUAAGGCUUCAAUUACAAUUUUUGAAAUUCAGGACAAGGAAGAGAAGAACAGAAAGCUGCAUAUUAGAGUUUCCCAGAACCAAUUGCCCCCACCCAAGCAAAAUGCCCACUGUUUUCUCAUGCAGCUGUUCCAGCUGAACUUUUGCCAAAUAAGACUGAUAUCCAUUUCUUACCACUACAUGUUUCAGCAUCAGUCAAGCUUUGCACAGAGAUCUGUCCCAUAACAUCUCCUGACAAGCACAUAAUGUACAAACAAAUUCCAUUAAUUCUAGUGUGUAACCUGCAAAAUUAGUAAAACUGGAAGUCAUAAUCUUGGAAUAUGACUCUAUGAUAAAGGAAUGUCACCUCAAACACAUACAUAUAUCUCUGGACUCAGCUUAAAUGCAGGGUUCUCUGUGGCCAGCCUAUCCCUAAGACUUCCCUCAGUGUCUUCCAAUAUAGCAGCAGGGUUUUCUGAGUCUGGCUUUCCCAGGUAGCGUUUAUGUAUCAUUUUCCCAUAUAAGUCUUCAAUUUAAUUUUUAGAACCUUGUGUCCUAGGACUUCUGGAAGGUAUUUUUUUUUCCUUGACAGGCUGUCAUCCAAAUCAACUGAUUUGUGACAUAAAUUCAUGAUAUUGAACUUUCUGUGAUUUUUUUUCCUAUAUAAGGUCAAACUUAAUAGAAAAAUUGGAAUUAUGCCCAAUGAAAAUCCAUACAGCAGGUGGGCUUUAUCUGUGAUAUAUUUUCAGAAAAUAAAUAUUGAUUGUUGUUGACAUUACUUCUAAUCCUAGUAGGCUAUAUCUGGAUCUUUUCUCCAACUUAACAGGAAUUAAAACAGCACGACCCAAAGAGCAGAACAUCAUUCAAAACAAGGAAGGAUCUCCUACACAGCUCUGUAGAAUAAACAGACAGCUGACUCAGGAUAUGGCUGGUUUCAGCCGUGAUGGCAGUACAGAGUGGAGAUACUGGAGCUCCCUUUAAACUGGCUAGCAGAGCAGGCAAAGAAGCAAUAGAGGUGAUAAUCCCACAGAGUCACCAGGAUGUGAUGCCCAAUGAUGAGCAGUAAUUACUGCAGCAACACUUCAGCCAGCAUGAGUGUCAAUGAAAUGUCUGCCUUCCCUCUGACUUUAGAGCAAAAAACUGGCUUUGCCUUUGUGGGGAUUUUGUGUGUUUUCUUGGGACUUCUAAUUAUCAGAUGCUUCAAAAUCUUGCUAGACCCCUACAGUAGUAUGCCUUCAUCUACAUGGGAAGAUGAAGUUGAGGGGUUGGAUAAAGGAACAUUUGAAUAUGCUCUUGCAUGAAAACUCACAGAAUAUCCUGCCUUAAAUUUGAUGUUGAUUUCAUUUUGGAAACCAACUGUAGUUACAUUUGUUAUACAUACCUGCAUUUUGGAGAUAUGUUGGUGGCAUCCAUUUUGUUAAAUAAAUAUUUGUUGCAAACUCA